Molecule: messenger RNA, 345 nt
Organism: Cooperia oncophora
Lineage: Eukaryota; Metazoa; Nematoda; Chromadorea; Rhabditida; Trichostrongylidae
Source: the annotation of a GenBank genome assembly
AUGUCGGCCGGUUUCCUAACUGCUCUUAUACUGCUAACCACAGUGAAUGCAAAAUCUAACUCCACUGACAAAGAGUAUCGCUCAUGCAAAGGGCCGCUGUCGUUUCCGAAGAAAGGGACUGAUCUGCCAGACUGGUGCAAAAGCAUGAGAAUAGAUGUGGGAUCCUGCAUGAGCAAAAAACUGAAAAUUGACGACAAUGGAAGCAUUGCCUCUCGUGGGAACGUUCUGUUGAGCGCACUCAAACAGGAUCCAGACCCCGAACUUCUGAAGGAUGUUAAACUCUACCACUAUGGCUGCCUAUACAACAACUGGAGAGACUUCCUCGACCAAGAUUGCUAUAAGUGA